Triticum turgidum subsp. durum (durum wheat) is the source of this 2175-nucleotide messenger RNA. The record is from the annotation of a GenBank genome assembly. Lineage: Eukaryota; Viridiplantae; Streptophyta; Magnoliopsida; Poales; Poaceae.
AUGAUUUCAGGAACAAUCCCGGCUUGUCUCGGAGAUAACCAGAAAAGUUUGUCAAUCCUGACCUUUGGAGGAAAUCAACUACAUGCAAAUGAAGAUGAUGGUUGGGACUUCAUGUCCAGUUUAACUAAUAGCAGCCAUCUGAAGGUUUUAGAUUUGGGCUCCAACAAAUUUCAAGGUGUGCUACCAAAUUCAGUAGCCAAUCUUUCUACAGAACUGAAUUUUUUCAGGAUAGCCAGCAACAUGAUAAGUGGUAGUAUUCCUGAAGGCAUCGGGAACCUUGUUAAUUUAUCAUAUCUUUUGAUGAGCAUCAAUUCUUUCGAGGGCAAUAUUCCUUCCUCUCUUGGUAGACUCCAGAAGCUGAGCUACUUAUACCUCGAUUUGAACAAUCUCUCAGGGCAAAUUCCGCCAACCCUUGGCAAUCUCACAUUAUUGAAUAAACUCGCUCUUGGAUCAAAUUCACUUGAUGGACCUGUUCCAUCCAGCCUUAGGAGCUGUCCUUUAGAACUAUUGGAUCUCGAGCACAAUAAGCUCAGUGGUCCGAUUCCAAAGGAAAUCUUCCUCAUAUCUACCUUAUCUGACUUCAUGUACUUCCAAAGCAACUUGUUUAAUGGGUCACUACCACUGGAGAUUGGUAGCUUGAAACAUAUUACAGGCAUCGAUUUGUCUGAUAAUCAAAUUUCUGGUGAGAUUCCUGCCUCUAUUGGUGAGUGUCAAAGCCUGCAAUUUUUACAGAUGCAAAUGAACUUCCUUCAAGGUGGAAUCCCAGCAUCAAUGGGGCAGCUGAAAGGCCUUGAAAUACUUGAUCUUUCACAUAACAACUUGUCGGGAGAAAUUCCUGAGUUUCUUGGGCAUAUAAAAGGCCUUGGUAGUUUGAACCUGUCAUUCAACUACUUUGAAGGUGAGGUCCCAAAAGAGGGAAUAUUUCUUGAUGUGAAUGCAACCUCAGUUGAUGGAAAUCUAGGACUGUGUGGGGGUAUCCCUGCAAUGAAGUUGCAUCUCUGCUCCGUCCAGACCACCAAGAAACGUUCCUUCAAGCUUAUCAUGAUAAUCUCCAUAAGCAGUGCAGUACUGUUGCUUAUUUUCAUUUUAGCAUUGUUCGCUUUCUGGUACAGCCGGAGCAAGUCACACCAAGCUAAGGCAGACCUGUCACCCAUCAAUGACUUACAUAUCAGAGUAUCUUAUGCUGAAUUAGCCAGUGCAACAAAUGGUUUUGCUUCCGAGAACCUCAUCGGAGUAGGAAGCUUCGGCUCGGUGUACAAGGGAAGAAUGGUGAUCCAUGAGCAGCAGGUCAUUGUUGCUGUGAAAGUGUUCAAUCUCCAACAACGUGGUGCAUCUCAAAGUUUUCUUGCAGAAUGUGAGACCUUGAGAUGUGUUCGACAUCGAAACCUUCUGAAGAUCUUGACAGUCUGCUCAAGUAUGGAUUUUCAGAGCCAGGAUUUCAAGGCUCUUGUGUAUGAAUUUCUUCCGAAUGGAAAUUUAGAUCAAUGGAUACACAAGCCUCUUGAAGAAAAUGAAGACACGGUGCUAAAUCUCAUCACAAGGCUCAACAUCGCCAUUGAUGUGGCUUUUGCACUGGAUUAUCUUCACCAACACAGGCCAUUGCCAGUUAUUCACUGUGAUCUCAAGCCAAGCAAUAUUCUCCUUGACAAUGACAUGGUUGCUCAUGUUGGUGACUUUGGCCUUGCAAGAGCCCUGCAUCAAGACCAGAGUGAUUUCUUAGGAGAAUCAAGUGGCUGGGCUGCCAUGAGAGGAACAAUUGGCUAUGCUGCUCCAGAGUAUGGUCUGGGCAACGAAGUUUCAAUCCUGGGUGAUGUGUAUAGCUAUGGUGUACUGUUGCUGGAAAUGUUUACUGGGAAAAGACCAACCGACGAUGAGCUUGGAGAAGCUCUAGGCCUUCACAGAUAUAUUCAGAAUGCACUUGCGGAAAGAGUGGCCAAUAUUGUGGACCACAAGUUAUUAUUAAGGGACGAAGAUGGAGAAACAAACACCUCAAAUCCUGAUAGAAGAGGAAAUAUAACAAUUGCUUGCAUCACUUCAAUUCUGAAUAUUGGAGUUUCAUGUUCAAUGGAAAUUCCUACAGACCGCAUGCAAAUUGGAGAUGCUUUGAAAGAGUUGCUAACACUAAGAGACAAGUUUCAGACGCGCCUUUCCAGUAUACAAGCAGCAAGUCGUUGA